Paecilomyces variotii is the source of this 992-nucleotide messenger RNA. RefSeq names its product putative disease resistance protein Aig2. The record is from RefSeq and is a predicted model, not a curated record. NCBI's taxonomy places the organism in Eukaryota, Fungi, Ascomycota, Eurotiomycetes, Eurotiales, Thermoascaceae. The transcript is spliced from 2 exons. The coding region runs from base 269 to 823 and encodes 184 amino acids.
GAUAUUUCUCCGCGUUAGAUGGCUACUGCGAGGGAUAAUCUGGAAUUUUGCUAGGUUUUGAGAUUAGAUCUCUCACGUCUUCGUACUUACUUAUCUCAGUUCAGAAAAGGCGUAAGCACGUUUUACUUACUUACAGUACUUACUUAUUCUCCGGCAUCAACUGAACAAAUCAUUCGCUCAUUGUUGGUUUAUCAUUUCCUUCCUACACGACGCAAGCAGACCACGACGAAUCUCAAUUGGGGAAAUUCCCAGCACAUGAACAAAAAUCAUGGGGGACCAUACUCUUUUCUUUUACGGAACCCUCAUGGCUCCCCAAAUCCUCCACCGCGUAUGCCACGGCCGUCCUGACCCGGAACCCUGGCAGAAAAACAUGCUGACUAUCCGACCGGCCAUUCUACAUGGAUAUCGCCGUCAUCGUGUCCGCAAUGCUGAUUAUCCUGGAAUUAUCCCCAGCAGCAGUUCGUCCGAGUCUUCCGUGUUAGGGACCGUCGUUUCGGGCCUUACUGAUGGUGACGUCUAUCGUCUGGACCGGUUCGAAGGGGAUGAGUAUGUGAAGAAGCCCGUGAGAGUGCGCGUCCUGCGCAGUACCGCCGCCGUCGGGGGGAGGACGGAAGAGAGUACUGCGAAGAGAGGGGACGAGCAUUUGAGGGAUAUGUUGGAUAAGGCGGAAGCGGAGCUCGCGGAUGAAGGGGAGGAGGUCGAUGCCGUGGUGUAUGUGUGGGCGGCGGGUGAGGAUCAAUUGGAGAGCGGCGAGUGGGACUUUGAGACUUUCAAGAGGGAUAAGAUGAGUUGGUGGGUAAAGGCGGAUGAAAGUGAGUGGUGAGGAGGUGUGUUCUGGCAUAGAAAGAAGGGGGGGUUUGGAAAGAGGACUCGGCAUAAAUGAACCAGAGGAAUCAGGGCAGAGCACUUUGGAGUGAUGGUGUUGUAAGUCGAGCUCUCUCGGUGGGAAAACUAGCGGGCCUACUUAAAGAUAUCGCGAUAUAAUAGAGACA